CUGAAUUUUUAGAUUUUUAUUACAUAAGCUUACUUAUUCUUGUUUUUUUUUUAUUUAUUUUUUUUCGCAUGUGUUUAAUUAAUUACCUGACUGACAGAAUUUGCGAUGAUACACGUGGCUUUUGUUGAUGCGUGCUUACUAACACCUGUCAUUGAUACAUGAUAUCUGUGUAACUUAAUCGGUCGUCUCGUCUCCACAUUCAUAUUUUGUAAGCCGAGCCUGAUCCGUCUACAUGCCGGCCACGUUUCUUUACAUUUAGAUGUUAUCAUUGAGUAUCAGCAGCUACCUGAGAAAAACAGCUGUUUUUGUGUCAUCAAUUAUCAUAAAGCAAUAAUGUUUAAUUCGAUCGGAUAAAAAAAAAAAAAAAAGAGUAUAAAAAAUAUAAUAUAAUUUUUUAAAACUAUUUCUGAUAAGAUUAAAAGAAUAUCGAUACUGCUAUUAACAUUGCGAUAAAAUAAAGGAGCAGUCAAAAUAAAAGAUUCAUGUUGCAUUAGUUCAAUUUGUAUAAUAUACAAUCUACACAAAUGAAUAUAUAGCUUCACGGAUAUACCGAUUAUGAGUGUCGGAAUGCAAAUAAAAAAUUCGCGAUUCGUAUCGACGAUGAUAUUAAUCACAUAUAGUGUAACCGCAGUACUACGAGGUCGAAUGUAUUUACGCACGCGUGCGCGCCGCGCGACGACGCACCCACACGCACUACCGCGCGAGCGGGUAUACAUAUAUACGAUCUACCAUUCGAUAUCAGUCGAAAGUGAAAACUCGCUUGACGUUCACUGCACUGCGCCGUCGCCUGCUCGCAGGCACGCUCGCUCGUUUGCAGGAAAAUUUGCGGGGAAACUCCUCUGUAUCUCGACGACGCGUCGCGACGAUCCUCGCAUGCAUCGUCCGCCUCGACGACAUUCGGAUCAUUACGAAUUUGCAGUUUGGCGGUCGCGUUUGACGUUAUAUUUUUAAUGCUAGACAGUGACGCGGCGUCACAUGUCGUACGAUUGCUGCGGCGACGGUCGCACGGUUGGCGAUUCGUUCGAUGCCGGUUUGCGUAACGCAUUGCGUUUCGUAUUACACGAGGACCUGCACAAUCUCUUUAUCGAUUCGAGACACCGCUCAUGGAUGCUCCUCUCUGUCAUCGUCGUCAUUAGCCUGCUGCUGGCCCGUUGGGUUAUCCGUCCGUAGAACGCUAUUACAUCGUGUCGAAAGUCACUAGAUCGUAGAAGCGGACCUAAAUAUCGUCGGGCGAUGACGAUAUGUUUAUCGUACGACAUGCGUCACAAAAAAAAAUUGCCAGCCAGCUGUUAGCGAGACGCAAGAGUUGUGAACUGCAAUCUUCUGUCAAGGCCUUAUCAUUCCGGACGAUAUAAAAGUGCACGAGUCUCAGAUCUUUGCAGAACGCGAAAAUGCGGCGUAUUCAAGGACUUUAUUGGCGUAUUAAUCGGAGACGGAUUCACGUUUCGUUCUAUAAAAUCAUUAGAGCGUAUCGCGAUAGAGCGUGUUCGACGAUACGCGAUAAUCGCCGUUUUUGCAGUGGCACGAAUAAUUAUUCUUUUCUCAUAAAUAAACGCCUAUGAAAGUUGUGCAAAUGUAAAUUUUAUACCGACCUACAUAAUACUUAUCGUUCGCGCUGAUCUAAACAUAAUCACAUACGAAACUCUCUCAUGUAUAAUUUACGAAUACUCUUAUCAUUGUUUAUACUCAUUAUUCGUUUGAACUUUGAACAUUAUCAGGAGACAACGAGUACCUCAGAACAAAACAGAAUCAAAUAUACGCGCUUAUUAUGGCCUAAAUUAUUUACAAGCGAGUUCCUAGAAUAUUUUCAUGACGCUUAAUAUGUUUGUUAUUUUUUUAAUCCUGAAAAUAAAAAUUUUUAUUUAACGUUUAUCGAAAUAUUUUUUAAUCGUCGCAGAGUAUAUACAUACGAGCGUAACGAUUUAUUUCAUUCGUGCAAGUGUCCUGCGCAGGCUUAGCGCGUUGCUUAGAAACGCGCGUGCAAGCAUGGCAUCUCCUUUCGGCUAAAUAUUCGAACAACACAACGAUUCAAACGUCGCGGUCAAUCCGUCCCGCAGGAGCGCAAGAUGGCGGGUGAGUAGCCGCGCGGCUAGUACUACUGUUGCCGCAUGCGCAAAAGUAACCGCGGCAAUUCAGUCACGUGACGGCGCCAAUUCAGAUCGAACACGCGCGGCUGUGGUUUGGCGCCGAAACAUCGAGUGCGAAAGGCAGUGAUAUAUUUACAUCAUCGUCUCGUCCCCAUUACCGUCAACGACAUCGCAGACACGUCCGAUAUACGCCAGGAUACGUCCAGGAUAAUGAGGAACAGGCCGAUGUGGGGAAAGACGACGAUUAGCGACGACGAUCUGUCGAUUUGUAUCGAGGAGCGCAAGAUGGCGGGUGAGUAGCCGCGCGGCAGCGCGGCAGGUCCUAGUGUUGCCGCAUGCGCAGCAGUAACCGCGCCAAUUCAGUCACGUGACCACGGCAAUUCAGUCCGAACGCGUGUGGCUGUGCUUUGGCGCCGAAACAUCGAGGGCGAGAAGUAGUGAUUUUUUACAUCAUCGUCGUCCCCGUUACCGUCAACGACAUCGCAGACACGUCCAAUAUACGCCAGGGUACGUCCAGGAUACCGAGGUACGUCCAGGAUAACGAGGCUAAGGCCGAUGCAGGACGAUUGCCGUUUCGCCACGAUUACCCGUCGAUUCACAUCGAGAUUGAUCAUUUCAAUAUCAACUUUCUGAGCGGCUAAGAGGUUUCCAGGAAGAAUCUCGGCUAGAACUUAGUAAAGUUGCAAAAGACGCAGGAGGAGCGACCGUAUCGCGCAAAGAGAAGAAUAAUGGCAGGCGAGGACACGCAGAUUUUGUCAAACGGUAACGUGGAGGUCUUGACGAUCAUUCCUCCGAAGAUGGCAAACGGAAACGGGCUAAUAUGCGGCGGCAAGCAGCACAACAACAACGGCUCGAUACCGAACGGGAAGCUGCACGGCGGGAUCGGCGCCGCGGAGAACGGCAAGCUGAUCAUGCCGGACGAGAGAUCGAGUAGCCUUCAUACAGAGUUCGACGAUGCCGAUAUUUCCUGCGGAUGGGGUCCCUGUAGGCCCCAUUGGUUGCAGUACUUUGCUACGAAGCAAGCUUUCCUGGUGACCUUCUGCCUCACCUGGGUGCUUCAGGGCAUGUACUAUACGUACUUCGUCUCCGUCAUCACGACAAUAGAGAAGCUCUUCCAGAUCCAGUCGAAGACGACGGGCAUCAUCAUGUCGGCCACGGAGAUCGGUCAGAUCGGAUCGUCCCUAUUACUUACGUACUAUGGUGGCCAAGGUCACCGGCCCAAGUGGAUAGCCUGGGGCAUGAUCCUCUUCGCCGUGAGCUCGUUCACCUGUUCGUUACCUCACUUUAUCUUCGGUGAACAGCUGAUUCUUCAAAACGAGAUGCUGCUCAGCGGCAUCGAGCCCGGCGGUGACGGCCGCGGGCUUAACAAUACUGAUCCCAUACCGGCGAAUCUCUGCAAGUUCCCGGAAAGGAACGGCACAUUAGACGGAUGGAAUAUAUCGACGGCCGGAUCGCACACCGAUUCGGCGGAAUAUUGCGAGGGUGAUUUUCUCAUGGAGCAGAGAAUACAGAGCAAGAUAACCACGGUGGUGCUUGCGAUAUUUUUCGUAUCAUUGCUCGGCGUAGGAAUGGGUCAAACGGCGGUGUAUACUCUCGGUAUACCGUACAUCGACGACAACGUGGCCAGCAGAGAGAAUUAUUUCAUGCUAAUAAAAUAG
Molecule: messenger RNA, 3745 nt
Organism: Formica exsecta
Lineage: Eukaryota; Metazoa; Arthropoda; Insecta; Hymenoptera; Formicidae
Product: solute carrier organic anion transporter family member 74D-like
Exons: 5
Coding region: 2816-3745 (309 amino acids)
Biological process (GO): sodium-independent organic anion transport; transmembrane transport
Cellular component (GO): membrane
Source: RefSeq, a predicted model, not a curated record